Ceratotherium simum simum (southern white rhinoceros) is the source of this 1710-nucleotide messenger RNA. NCBI's taxonomy places the organism in Eukaryota, Metazoa, Chordata, Mammalia, Perissodactyla, Rhinocerotidae. The record is from RefSeq and is a predicted model, not a curated record.
AUGUUUCAGGACUCAGUGGCAGUUGAGGAUGUAGCUGUGAACUUCACCCCAGAGGAGUGGGCCUUACUGGAUCCUUCACAGAAGAGACUCUACAAAGAUGUGAUGAGGGAAACCUUCAGGAACCUGGCCUCUAUAGGGAAAACAUGGGAAGAUCGUGAUAUUGAAGAUCAGUACAAAAGCCUGGAGAGAAAACAGAGGAGACUCUGUGAAAGUUUAGAGCACAGUCAACAUGGAGAUAAAUUCAGCCUUACUCCAAAUCUGAGUCUGAACAACAAAACUACAGGAGCUAAACCAUGUGAAAGCAGCUCAUGUGGAAAAGUCUUCCUGCAUCAUUCAUCUCUUAAAACACACAUUCGAUGUCACACUGAACACAAGCUAUAUGACUAUCAAAAUUACAGAGAGAAGCCAUAUAAAUGUAAGGAAUGUGGGAAAGCCUUCCCUUUUCCCAGUGCUCUUCAAACACAUGAAAGAACUCAUACUGGAGAGAAACCUCAUGAAUGUAAAAAAAGCAGUAAAGCAUUCACCUCUUGGAGUUCCUUUCAAAUACUUGAAAGAACUCACACUGGAGAGAAGCCCUAUGAAUGUAAUAAAUGCAGUAAAGCAUUCACUUCUUCCAGUUCUCUUCGAGAACAUGAAAGAAUUCAUACUGGAGAGAAACCAUAUGAAUGUAAAAAAUGCAGUCAAAGAUUCACUUCUUCCAGUUCUCUUCAAAGACAUGAAAGAAUUCAUGCUGAAGAGAAACCCUAUGAAUGUAAAAAAUGCAGUAAAGCAUUCACUUUUCUCAGAUAUCUUCAAUUACAUGAAAGAAUUCAUGCUGGAGAGAAACCCUAUGAAUGUAAAAAAUGCAGUAAAGCAUUCACUUCUUCCACUUCCCUUCAAAGACAUGCAAGUAUUCAUACUGGAGAGAAACCCUAUGAAUGUAAAAAAUGCAGGAAAGCAUUUGCUUUUCUCAGAUAUCUUCGAUUACAUGAAAUAAUUCAUACUGGAGAGAAACCCUAUGAAUGUCAAAAAUGUAGUAAAGCAUUCACUUCUUCCCGUUUUCUUCGAGAUCAUGCAAGAACUCAUUCUGGAGAGAAACCCUAUGAAUGUAAUAAAUGCAGUAAAGCAUUCCCUUUUUCCAGUUCUCUUCAAAGACAUGAAAGAUCUCACACUGGAGAGAAACCCUAUGAAUGUAAAAAAUGCAGUAAAGCAUUCAUUUCUUCCAGUUCUCUUCACGAUCAUGAAAGAAAUCAUUCUGGAGAGAAACCCUAUGAAUGUAAUAAAUGCAGUAAAGCAUUCCCUUUUUCCAGUUCUCUUCGAAGACAUGAAAGAUCUCACACUGGAGAGAAACCCUAUGAAUGUAAAAAAUGCAGUAAAGCAUUCACUUCUUCCCAUUCUGUUCAAAGACAUGCAAGAAUUCAUACUGGAGAGAGACCCUAUGAAUGUAAACAAUGUGGUAAAGCAUUCACUUUUCUCGGAUAUCUUAAAUUACAUGAAAGAAUUCAUGCUGGAGAGAAACCCUAUGAAUGUAAAAACUGCGGUAAAGCAUUUGCUUAUUCCCGUUCUCUUCAAGAUCAUGAAAGAAUUCAUACUGGAGAGAAACCCUAUGAAUGUAAAAAAUGCAGUAAAGCAUUCACUUCUCUCAGAUCACUUCGAAGACAUGAAAGAAGUCGAAGACAUGAAGGAAGUCACGUUGGAGAGAAACCCUAUGAAUGUCAGGAAAGUGGUUAA